Molecule: messenger RNA, 487 nt
Organism: Periconia digitata
Lineage: Eukaryota; Fungi; Ascomycota; Dothideomycetes; Pleosporales; Periconiaceae
Source: the annotation of a GenBank genome assembly
CAUGACAAAAUCGGCAUAGUAUCAACGGCCAUCGGCCGCAAACUUCCGCUCGAGGUGAUGGUUUGCCAUCAAUUCUUAUUAGGUAUCGCCCUCGAGUUUGAUAGUACAGCCUACACAGCACUGGGCUAGGCGUAAUAACUCGAGUCUUGAGUACUAUACCUGGGUACACGGGAUUGACAGACACUUCUUUGACGUUUUGGCUUUCAUGUAUCGUCUUCGGAUAUAUAUCCACACUUUCUAGGCGGACGUACAUCUACAUGGAGGUACCUGUUGAUCAUUGCCCACAUCAAGUCAGUUCAGUUACGGACUACGCGAGUCAGUUAUACCUUUGUCUCCGCUGGAACUCCGAGAGGUUUCCCCCAUGUCUGUCGGAAAUUCACAGCAAAAUGUUUGUGCUGGGGCCAGCUACUCAAUGCUGGCUGCGGGAUAUGUUCAGACUGUAAUUUCCCAACCCAUUCGAUUUUUCAAGGACAUUCCCCCCUUUCUG